AUGGCCGACACCAGUCGAGGACUAUCCAUCCCAGUCAAGAUCAAGCUCGCUACACUUGCUGCGCGGGCUGUGAUCGCGCUGGUCAAGGCCGUGGCGGGAGCAGCAAAAGCAAGAACAAACUCAACCACACACAUCGACUUACCGACUCGGGCGCCACAGACGGCAGUGCAGCAUCCCGAUCAGCAUCUCGAGAAGACUUCUGCUCCUUCUACUCGUGCCCACCAACGCGAUGCUCCUCCACCCAGUCAAGACAUGGCGGCCCAGACCGAGUCCCCGCUUCUUGCACUCCCACCAGAGAUUCGCAAUCAUAUCUAUGAGCUUGCACUCUGCAGAACGACGAUCCUUCCUCAAAUUGUCCGCAGCACAUCAGUCAACCACGGUCCAUGGACUUACUACGGCCGCGACGGCAAGAAGGUCGCCAUCCCCCAGCCUAGUAUGCUCCUGACAUGCAAACAAAUAUACAACGAAGCAUACCAGCUCUGUUACGCCAACACGACAUGGGAGGUAACGGACAAAGCUUCGCUGGAGUCAUGGCCCUUUCUCCUCGGCCAGCAGCAGGUUGUGUUGUUCCGGGGCAUCCGCUUCGCAAAGGGCAAUGCUCAGCGCUAUUGUGCAUGCUGCCGUGCAGAUCACGCCACGAAGACCUUCAAGCGGCACUGUAAGGUCGUGGAGGGGAUCAAGGCUGAGGCGGGAUGCAUUCAAGGUGCAAACGGUGCGGACUGGAGAGCGGUGGAUUCAGGCUGUGGAGAUGAUGGAUGA
Fulvia fulva is the source of this 759-nucleotide messenger RNA. RefSeq lists its product as uncharacterized. The transcript has 2 exons. NCBI's taxonomy places the organism in Eukaryota, Fungi, Ascomycota, Dothideomycetes, Mycosphaerellales, Mycosphaerellaceae. The record is from RefSeq and is a predicted model, not a curated record. The coding region runs from base 1 to 759 and encodes 252 amino acids.